Messenger RNA from Paraphaeosphaeria sporulosa, 321 nucleotides. RefSeq lists its product as uncharacterized. NCBI's taxonomy places the organism in Eukaryota, Fungi, Ascomycota, Dothideomycetes, Pleosporales, Didymosphaeriaceae. The transcript has 2 exons. The coding region runs from base 67 to 258 and encodes 63 amino acids. The record is from RefSeq and is a predicted model, not a curated record.
CUCAAAAGACAACCCCAUGCAGAGGUCUAAACGAGAAGACAAGAAUCAGACAGAAGAAAAAAUAAAAUGGUAGAAUCUAACUCAAUACAGCGAGGGUAUGAAGGAUAUCGUACAAGAAUACAUGCUCGUUUGCCAGUUUCCCAAUCAAGACAGUUGCGCCGGACCCAAUAUCGCAAAACAGACAUACAGCGCCACGCAUGCAAAAGGGCGGAGAAGCAUUCGCGCCUCAAGCACCUGCACAUGUCCCGUCGAUCCUAGUGUCUCACGGGAUCCGUGAAAUACGCGUUGUUGAAAGGAUCUGCGAACACGAAGACCAGGGCG